Messenger RNA from Haemonchus placei, 219 nucleotides. Lineage: Eukaryota; Metazoa; Nematoda; Chromadorea; Rhabditida; Trichostrongylidae. The record is from the annotation of a GenBank genome assembly.
AUGGAGGAGGUGUCACGGAUCACCGAUCGUCACAAAGAGGCUCGACUCGGAUUUGCAAAGUUGAACCUAGGGAGAGAUUGGGCAAAGGUCGUCUUUUUGGAUGAAAAGAAAUUCAACUUGGACGGUCUUGAAGGAAACAAGUACUACUGGCGCGACUUAGAGAAAGAACCAGUCUACUUCAUCCGCCGCAAUUGCGGUGGAGGAAGUCUUAUGGUGUGA